CCUAAUCGAUGUAAUUAGUGGGCCUAAUUUUAGAACAUUAAAACAUUACCUAACAAUUGAAGGUAUUAUUCAGCCUCGUCUUUUCAUUCUUCAUUCUUUCCAUCAUCCUGCGCUUUUGACGAGAUCUCUUUCAUCAAUAAAAAUCCCUCGUCGCGACGUCGCAUAAACUAUACGAAUCGAUUCCGAAACACCCCAUCAUGUCUCCCUUAAAACCCGCGAAUGGCAUAAAAAGGUCGGCGCCUGCUUCAUCGACCGCAUCGCCAUCCGGAGCGAAUCCAACUAAGUCCGACAUCAAGCGCCAAAAACGCGAUGAGAGUUUUACGAGGGAUUAUGCUUCGACUCCGACACCUGCAGCUGCAGCUGCAGCCGCCGCAGCGAGAGAUAUCGGCGAGCAUAGCAACACGCAUCUACAAUACGCUGUCGAUUUCCUCAAAGCGAAAGGCAGUCCUAAACCUAUACAAGAAAUCCUGGACCACCUGACGCUACAGCAUCUUCCCGAGGACCAGCAACGCGUGUUCGUUCACAAUUUGAAGACGCAUUCUCGUGUUCAGUUCAACCCUGCUCCCAAAGUCAAAGGCCAGCAAUUUGAUUGGCGUGCCGGUACCUAUGAGUAUAGAGCCAAAUUACCUGGAGUGAAUUCCAAGAUAAAACUCUUGGAAUACCUACAACACAGGAAGGAUCAAGCAGGCCUAUCGAUUAAAGAUAUCAAAGAUGGCUGGCCGGACUGCGAUGCCGCGAUCGAAGAACUGGAGCAGGAACACAGGGUUAUGGGUAUUCGCACCAAGAAGGACACCCACGCGCGAUUCAUCUGGCCCGAUUUCCCAGAACUGCACCACGAGGUCGAUCCGGAGUUCCGAGUCAUGUGGUUCCAAGAAGCCCUACCCUCCGUCGAUGACAUGCCUAGGAAGCUGAAGGCGUUGGGUCAGAAGGCUACGAGCGAGGGGAAGACAGAUGCGAACCUCGGCCAAAAGGCGCCGCCGAAGCGAAAGAAGGCCUCGCGCGUUCAGAAGAAAUUCGAGAACGAACACAUGAGGAACAUCUUCGAGCAGCACAAGCGCAAGUGAUCUUAGCCUUGGUCGUCUGGUGGGAAAGCUCUGGGCGUGUCUAUUAAGGGGCUUGUUUUAUUAUUGGGUUAGGCUAUUCCUACAAAAUAGUACUAGAGCCGGGGAAGGGAGAGAGUGAAGCAAGCAUUACGGCGUUCGGUCAGUCUUAUUCAUGAGGUGUUUCGGAACGGAAAGGGGAAACUAAAUUUACCCCCUAUAUAAAAUAAUGGAUACACGCAUACUCGGUAGGUAGGAAAAAUUAAUACGCGACGGCGAAUUUUCGAUCAAUAUCUGUGUUCUGUUACAUUAAAUUCCCAUCCAAAUGUUUGGGUGCGGAGCAAACUCAAGACGGAACAGGUUAGGUAGGUUUAUCGACACCAUCCUACCAUGUCACGACUUCGCUGCGAGUCCAUCAAGAAAUAGGCCAUGCCUUAGAGGUAGGUAGAAAAGAAACCAACCAAGUGGUUACAUUUUAAAAACAUCGAAGCAGUUGAAGUCAGCUUAGAGAGCUAUACUUUUAUGUUUCUCUCCCCUUUCCCCUUUACAUUAAAGCAACAUAGAAUGAAGAGAGAACUGGGGUAAAUAUACCGGCUACAGCCACAAGUUAAUAUAAUAAACAAAGUUUAC
Messenger RNA from Daldinia caldariorum, 1670 nucleotides. Its product is annotated as transcription initiation factor IIE, beta subunit. Gene Ontology annotation, biological process: transcription initiation at RNA polymerase II promoter. The coding region runs from base 198 to 1064 and encodes 288 amino acids. The record is from RefSeq and is a predicted model, not a curated record. Gene Ontology annotation, cellular component: transcription factor TFIIE complex. The transcript has a single exon. Lineage: Eukaryota; Fungi; Ascomycota; Sordariomycetes; Xylariales; Hypoxylaceae.